UCCCUUCUAUAUCUGUGCUGUGAUUGGCUGCGUGCAGCCAUCAGUCAUGCAGGUGAGGGCAGCUCUGGUUUGGGGUUGCGGGCAGGUUGGCCUCAGGUUCGGAGAUCUGGCUGUCAGACAGAGCGCUGGUUGUAGGUUUUGGGGUUUAGUUGGGUUUCAGCCUCUUUGACCACCACCAACAACCUCUGCAGCCCACACACAACUUUAGGUUUCCAUGGCUUCAAACAGUCUGUUCAGCAGCAGCAGCAGUCCGAUGCUGUACUGGGAUCCAGUGGGGAAAUGUAGGUUGGCGCAAUCACCUGCCAACCGCCAACUCAAUGAGCAGGAGGAUAGACCUUUUCACCACUGCAGCACAGCGCCUCCUAGAGGCCUGGUGCGGACUGACAGCCCAAACUUCAUCUGCAGUGGCCUGCCACAACACUGGAGGUGUAACAAGACCCUGCCAAGAUCCUUCACUGUGGUUGCUCUUGGCAACGAUGUGCCAGAUGGUGUGGUUGUGACAGUGAUGGCGGGCAAUGAUGACAACAACAGCGCUGAGCUACGCAAUGCCACAACAACUAUGAAGCAAGGUUAUGCCCACUUCAAUGACCUCCGCUUUAUUGGUCGCAGUGGCAGAGGCAAGAGUUUCACCCUGUCAAUAAAUGUGAUGACUUCGCCUCCUCAGAUUGCCACCCUGCACAGAGCAAUCAAGAUCACCGUGGAUGGACCUCGGCUGCCAAGACGACAGAGACAAAAGGAGCUGAAGCCAGGAGUAUUCAGGUCUUCCAGCUCCAGCAUUAACAGCAGCAGCACAGGCUCAUCAGACUGCAGGUCCUUGUCCUCCACUCUGUGGACCAAUGAGCCAACGUAUUUGGGUCAGGUGACCUCUCUUACAUCGCCCUUUACUCCAUCACCUAGAAUACACCACCUGCCUGUUCUCCCAUACUCCACUCAGCCUCCUCCGAACAGCUCCUACCUGGCGUCUCCCCCUGCUCCCCCUCCAUUGAGCCACAGUGGUUCAUUCCAGCCAAGCAGCUUCUACUACGGACCGAACCAACCGCUCCAAACCAUGGGAGAGGAGCGAAACAUCAUCACAGCUCUGACUAAUUACAUAGAUGGGGCGUGUCUUUCCAUGAGAGGGGAGGAGCCUGUCUGGAGACCUUACUGA
Molecule: messenger RNA, 1147 nt
Organism: Melanotaenia boesemani (Boeseman's rainbowfish)
Lineage: Eukaryota; Metazoa; Chordata; Actinopteri; Atheriniformes; Melanotaeniidae
Gene: runx2a
Product: RUNX family transcription factor 2a
Exons: 7
Coding region: 215-1147 (310 amino acids)
Biological process (GO): regulation of transcription by RNA polymerase II; hemopoiesis; neuron differentiation
Cellular component (GO): nucleus
Molecular function (GO): ATP binding; DNA-binding transcription factor activity, RNA polymerase II-specific; RNA polymerase II cis-regulatory region sequence-specific DNA binding
Source: RefSeq, a predicted model, not a curated record